GACGGCUCGACAUGCAGGACGGCUCGGGGAUACAGCUCACCGUGGGUAGAAAAGUAAUUCUCGACAUCCUCGCGUGAAAUCCCCGGCAGAUAACGCAGUGUGAAGCAAUACAUACAAUACCGGAACGGAACGGAUCUUGGUGGAACUACAGCGAGUUCGUGUCCCGCCGACUCUUCCUUAGGUAUGAAUUGGCUCUAGAAAGGGAGGCAUGGAGAGAGAGGUCAUUUGGUUGGAACUGAGAAUCCACGUCUACGAUAAUUUAGAUCAACUUAUUCAUUGUGCGAAGGUGAUAGUUAACAGUUCUGCAAGCUUUGGGAAUGUGGACUCAAAGUUAGGGUUAGGGUGGUUAUUCUCUAAUACAAUGUGCCACAAGCAUAUAUACUCAUGCAGAUUGGAAAGUAAACCCUCUCUUGAGAUACUGGAAUUCAAAAUUCUCUUUACAGCAAAAAUCAAGGCCUACAAGAAGACCAACCUCGCUCUUCCACACCAUCCUCGCCACACACACGUCCUCUACCGCGGCGGGUCUCAUCGCCAGCCCCGCGAUCACUCGCAUAAAAGAACACCUGCUCUUCUGAUUCCGGUCUGCUGGCGUUGGAGGCGCUGUCGGAACGGGGUUUUUCGGUGCUGGCGCUCGCGGGCCGCAUGCGAGGAAGGGCCAAGUUGCGGUAGACGAUUGGAGCCAGUCCGGGGCGGGUUUUGGGGUGCGCUGGGUGCUGCUGCGUUUAGGCAGCGUGCUGGAAGAGGCUGUGGGGUGGAACCCGGUGGUUUGGUUUGAUUUGGAGGCAUGUCAAUGGGUUAGAAUAAUAGGUGGUUUCACAGUUAAUUCUUUGUAUCAGUAGGGAAUUCGAUAUUUGGUGCGUGUGGUAUGUAUGUAUCUAAAUUGCACAUUUUCGUUCGGGAAUUAAUAACUUAGGGAGAGCAUAUCAACUGUACAUUCACUACAUGAUAUCUAGCUGAUUUGAGUCCGGCAAUGGAAGCAAAUCUUAACAAAGCUAGGGUCAGAGGGUCCUUCUAUCUCCUCAACAGAGAGUAGACUAUUCUUCAACCUUUUAGAUUCCGGAUUUCU
Molecule: messenger RNA, 1066 nt
Organism: Aspergillus ochraceoroseus IBT 24754
Lineage: Eukaryota; Fungi; Ascomycota; Eurotiomycetes; Eurotiales; Aspergillaceae
Exons: 1
Coding region: 209-775 (188 amino acids)
Source: RefSeq, a predicted model, not a curated record